GGCUCACAAAGACUUUUUGUCUCUCACGCAGCACCAAGAAGCUAUGUGGAGUCUGUGGCGAUGUCGGCAUCAACAGGCGGAGAGCAGCCGUCACCUCGGAGCCUCAGCCCCCCCGGAGAGACUGCAGCCCAGCAGAGAAGCCCCUCCUCCCACUCACUGAACCCCCCUCUGUCCAGCAGCAGCCCCAUCCAGAUUUCACAGAGUGAUCACCUCUUAGUAGAGAGCAGCGUUAGCACUCCGUCCUACCCCACUACUGAUUCCGGCUUCCGCUCCCAGGCUACAGAGAGCGCCUACCCCACUCUCACCCCCUCAUACCAAACCCCCACCUCUUCCUACCUGAAUUCCAGCUCUCCGACCUCUUCCUACCUUGGCACUGCAACCCCUACACAAUCCUACCAUGGCGCCAACACCCUACUGGGGAGCUACGUGUCCUCAGACCCCAGCCCCCCCGCCUCAGAACCCUCCCUCAGCCAUGGAAGCCCCCAUGCACAGCACAGGAACGUCCUCAUUGGCUCCCCUUACAACCCCCUCCUCCAGCAGCGCUCAUAUCCUUAUCAGGACGCUUCCAUCGUAGUCCAGCAAACAUCCCCGGCUAACGGCUUCGAUGUGGGGAUGGUGGGCCUCAGUGGAAGUCCCAUCCUGGGGGGUCGUCUGGCGCAGGGGGCUCAGAGCAGCCCGGUCCUCACCAGACAGGCCUCGUUGGGUCAGGGGUCCCAGCAGAGCCCGGUCCUCGGCAGACAGCCGUCCCUUGGCCAACCCAUGCAAGGUAGCCCCGUGCUAAGUCGACAACCAUCCAUCACCCAAGGGAGUCCAAUUUUGGGGCGUCACCCGUCUGUAUCGCAGGUCUCCCAGAGGAGCCCCAGUCUGGACCGUCACCCCAUGCACAGCGGGUACACCACCCCAGAUGAGAGGCACGGGAACCUGUCACGGCAAAGCAGCUCCUCGGGGUACCAGGGACCGCCCACGCCUUCUUUCCCAAUCUCUCCCGCAGGCUACCAGGAGGGGGGCAUGAUGGGGAUGGGGGUAGGGUUCCGGCAGGGCAGCCCAUCUCCAGGGUUCCAGCCCCAGCUUCCAGAGAAGCGGCGCAUGUCGAGCGGCGACAGACCCAACGGAGCGCAGUCCUACGGCACGCUGAAUGGGAAGAUAAUGUCCCCAAUGAGUGGAGGAAACAAUCCCGGCUACUUCCACACCCUCUCUGACUUCUCGAGGUUCAACAUGCCCGAUGGCAGUCCCGAGAGCAGGCUGAAUGUCAAGUUUGUCCAAGACACGUCCAAGUUCUGGUACAAGCCAGACAUUUCCAGGGAGCAAGGUAAGAUGCUGAAAAACGUUCUCCCUUAACUGACCUUUAGACAA
This is a messenger RNA of Notothenia coriiceps (black rockcod), 1353 nucleotides long. Its product is annotated as tensin-1-like. NCBI's taxonomy places the organism in Eukaryota, Metazoa, Chordata, Actinopteri, Perciformes, Nototheniidae. The transcript is spliced from 3 exons. Gene Ontology annotation, biological process: fibroblast migration. The record is from RefSeq and is a predicted model, not a curated record. The coding region runs from base 61 to 1338 and encodes 425 amino acids. Gene Ontology annotation, cellular component: focal adhesion.